UAUUGGCAGCUUCACAAAUAGGAGGAGUGGCUCCUGCCUUGCCGCCUUGCUGAGAAAUAAACAUGUUAGGUCAUAAGUUAAAGCUGCUAAAGAUAUUUUUUCGUACAUAUAGCCGGAAACUUGCAGGCAACUUCUACGUAACUACACCAAUCUUUUAUGUGAAUGGCGCACCUCAAAUUGGGCACCUAUAUACGGCAGUUAUAGCAGAUGCUAUAGCACUACAAUAUAACACAUUACUACGUCCAUACCACUUCACGCUCAGCAAUUAUUGUUAA
This is a messenger RNA of Glossina fuscipes, 275 nucleotides long. RefSeq names its product methionine--tRNA ligase, mitochondrial-like. The transcript is spliced from 2 exons. The record is from RefSeq and is a predicted model, not a curated record. Gene Ontology annotation, molecular function: aminoacyl-tRNA ligase activity; ATP binding. Lineage: Eukaryota; Metazoa; Arthropoda; Insecta; Diptera; Glossinidae. The coding region runs from base 63 to 275 and encodes 70 amino acids. Gene Ontology annotation, biological process: tRNA aminoacylation for protein translation.